Messenger RNA from Plasmodium inui San Antonio 1, 396 nucleotides. RefSeq lists its product as hypothetical. The record is from RefSeq and is a predicted model, not a curated record. Bases 1 to 396 code for a protein of 131 amino acids. NCBI's taxonomy places the organism in Eukaryota, Apicomplexa, Aconoidasida, Haemosporida, Plasmodiidae. The transcript is spliced from 3 exons.
AUGAACAUUCUCCAUUUUCAACAUAUGGAUUUCUUGAGAGGAGGCAGCAUUAUUUUACGUCCCAGACGAAAUGAUGCCAUGAUAGCCGACGGGAGAAUAAUUUUCUCGAGCCUGCGAGACAAUGAAACGUAUGUGAUGUGUUAUGUGCUCAUCCCAGUAUGUAACAGUGUUAAUCAUUGUUCGGACAUGGUCGAAAAGGAAUCUCGCAAUAGAAAAAUAUGCUUGAGAGGAAUUCUGCAUGAUGGCCACCAGGACACAAUUCAUUUUUUAAUGAAGAUGUGUUACUAUUACAAAGCUAGGGAUGGAUACUUCUUAAUACGAAAUGUAUGCGUAAUAAAGAAGGAUAACGCCCUAGUGAAGGAUGAGAACAAUUACGGCGUCCAUGAAUAUGGCUAG